AAAGGUCGAGUUUUUUCAGUGAUAAGUCGAUUUUUGACUAAAGUUAGAAUCGACUUUUCCAUCCCUAGUUCGCAUCCCUAUUUAUCUUUGAAGUCUAGUUUGCUUUGUGAGUUGUGAAAAUUAAAUUGAAGGAAAAAUGGGACGGUGUGCUAUCUGCCAUAAAAGAAGGGAACGCGGAACGGGGCCGUUUUUUCGGGUUCCAGCCGAGGAGUCCCAACGGUUGCUUUGGGGAAAAAAUUGCGGGGUACAUUUUAAAGAAAAGGACAGUGUUUGUGUGGAUCAUUUUUCGCGUUCGGAUAUGAUAGGCGGUGGGAAGAGAUCACAGUUGUUGCCAAAAGCCGUACCAUUUCCCCCAUCGGAAUGUCCCAACACUACAGCAACAACAACAACCAACUCUAACUGGACGCCAUCUGAUCAUGGUAACUUAUUUACGGAUUCAUAUUAUGCCCAGUUGGAGUCGGAUAUUGGUACUUCUGAUUCCCAAGCCCCAGAAAUACUGGAUUCACCAAUUUUCUCACAGGCAAGCCCAUCCCCUUUUUUAACUAAUGGAACAGAAAAGAUCGUCAAAAAUUGUCAAAUGUUAAUAGAUUCAUACGUUUCUUUAACUGCUGCAACUAAGAAACCCGCCAAAGAUUGCCAAACGCAAACAGAACCUAUUAUUAUGGAGGCCCUCAUGGGGAGGGAUGUCUACGAACUGAAGAGAGAGGUGAAAAAAUUGAAAGCGGAAAACAGGGACUUGGCUCAUCAGUUGAACAUAGCGAAUGCUGUCCAAAAUAAUUUUAAACAAAUCUUUACCGAAAAUCAAAUGCGUAAAAUGAUUUCUCCAGAUCGAAACGUGAAAUGGUCAUGGAAUGACAUUUCCAGCGCAUUAUCUUUAUACGCAGCAGGGCCAGUGGCAUAUACAUAUUUGUAUGACAAAGGGUAUCCGCUACCCCACGUCUCUACCCUCCAGCGUUGGUUUCGCCAAAAGGAUCUAGAGGAAGGCCUCUCCACCACGCCAAGCAACUAUCAUGACCUUGACAUGCCUGAACCAUGCCACGAAGACAAAACUUCUCUGAUUCCAGAUUUCUCAGACCAAAAAUAGUAAAACAGUUAAAGAACAUGCAUACAUCUUUUAGGACGUACCGGAAGUAUACUUCCUUGUAGUAUGUGCAUAAGUUUAUUAUAAGUUGUAUAACUUUGAAUAAUUGGUUUUUCUGGCCUAUUCUAAAUACAUUCGUAUUGCGAUUUUCUUGAAAUCAAUAGAAAUGCUACCACAGAAUCCUAUUUGAUAUGAGCGGAUGUACUCAAGUUUAUGCUGCGAUCGUAUCCACUCUGAUUCAGUGAUGGAAUUUGCUUAAAUUCCACGAAAAAUAUAUUUUUUCAUCUAGCGGUCGUGCAUGUCCCCAUAAAAAUUUAACUUCUUACAAGAUUUUAGGUACAAAUAUAAAACUUUGUUAUAUGUACAGCUACAAGGGUACAUUGGUACAUGAAUUAGAUUUGAAAUUCUAUAACCCAAAUUCAAGAAACUUUGCAUUUUGUAAAUAAAAUAUGUAUGUACAUACUGAGUGUA
This is a messenger RNA of Rhagoletis pomonella (apple maggot), 1552 nucleotides long. RefSeq lists its product as uncharacterized. The coding region runs from base 137 to 1084 and encodes 315 amino acids. The transcript has 6 exons. Lineage: Eukaryota; Metazoa; Arthropoda; Insecta; Diptera; Tephritidae. The record is from RefSeq and is a predicted model, not a curated record.